Molecule: messenger RNA, 4212 nt
Organism: Diplodia corticola
Lineage: Eukaryota; Fungi; Ascomycota; Dothideomycetes; Botryosphaeriales; Botryosphaeriaceae
Product: pre-mrna splicing factor
Exons: 3
Coding region: 1-4212 (1403 amino acids)
Biological process (GO): RNA processing
Molecular function (GO): RNA binding; protein binding
Source: RefSeq, a predicted model, not a curated record
AUGAACAUCGCAAAUCUCCUCAGUCCCCAGGACUCGCCAGCCAAAGAGGAAUCGCAGACGCCGCCGCUGCGCAGCCCCCAGCCCUCGCAGUCGCCGCUCCAGCGCCCCGGCCGCCCGGCCAAGUCGCGCAAGUCGUCGGGCCUGAGCCAGGUCCAGCAGUACUCGCCGCCGCCCCAGCUGCCACCGCAUCAGCACCCGCAUCAGCAAAACCCGCAGCAGCAGCAGCAGCAGCAGCAACAACAGCAACAGCAGCAACAACAGCAGCAGCAACAGCAGCUUGCCCACCACCACCACCAGCUGCAGCAGCAGCAGCACGCGCCGCACCACCAACCGACCCCGCCACAGCACAUCCCGCUGCCCCAGCUGCCGGCCGCCGGUGCGUCCCACUCGUAUCUGCAGUACCAGAACGUGCAGCAUGCGCCGUCGCCGGGUCCCUCGCCGGCGCACAAUGGCCGCGGCAUGCUGAGCGCGACGAGCACCCCGACGAGCGACAUCAGGAGUCCGCUCGCGCACAUAGCGGAAGCCCGCACCCCGCCCGCGUCGCAGCGCCCGCAGCAGCCGCCCAUGCACCGACACGGCUCCACCCCCGGCAUGGAUACGCUGGCAGAUCUCGCGUCGAUGCAGCAUCACCAGCAGACUACUCGCCAGAGCAGCCAGGGCUUGCGGUCGCCACAGGUCUUCCAGCGGGCUCCUUCCGUCGGCUACAACGUCCACAACAUCACCCGCACCAUGUCCUCCACUUCGGCCAAGGACAUCACCAUGCACGAGCAGCCGCGCGUCUUCCACGCCAACUCGCUCUCCCCUGCCGACAACAAGGAGAUCAACGACCUGGUUGCGAAGCUGAAGGAGAACUCGUACGACUACACGUCGCACAUUCGCCUGGUCGAGCUCCUCACCAAGGGGCUGCGCGACCACGUCCGCCCCCCCGACGCGCCGGACGCCUCCCGCGAUCCCUUCUCCUACGGGCUGCUUUCCGAGCUCCGCCGCGCCCGCCAUACAAUGCAUGCAAAAUUCGCGAUAGGUGAGGACAGCUGGGUUGCCUGGAUAAACGACGAGAAGAUGCUAGCGCGCUCCACCGAGGACCGCGUGAGCCUGAUGGAGCUUUGCGUGAAGUCCGUUCAGGAAGAGCCCAGCAGUUCCACACUCUGGCGCUUGUACGGUGAUUACAUGUACUGGCUCUGGGCGGCUGCCUUCGACGUGGAGCCUGCGGACUGGACGGAGGAGGACAAGAUGUUGGGCCGGGAAGUCUUCUCGUGGCAGGCAAUGAAGGACGUUUGGGAGCAGGCUCUGCCGGCCACUCAAUGGCACAUGAACGACAGCCAUCUCGUGUGGGAUCGCUGGAUGGAGAUCAUGCUAAGAGACCAGGAAGCUCGGCCGGAACCCCAGAAGCUCCACCACCUCCGGAACGCCUUUACCGACCGCCUCCUCAAACCCCACGCGACGUGGGAGGACACCUUCCAGAUGUUCUCCACCUUCAUCUCGCGCUACUUCAAUUCCGAGUACGAGGAGACGAUGAUGACCAUGACCAAGCGUGCAAGCCAGGCCAAGCAGCAAUUUGCGUUGCGUGAGCACCAUGAGCUGAGGAUUGACAGGGCCGUCAAAGCCGCAGACAAGGAUGCCGAGUGGGAGGCUUACUCAGCGUAUCUAGAAUGGGAGCUCCGCAACAAGGGCGUUUUCAGCUUCCACCUCAUCAAUGCCUUGUUCGAGCGUGCCACCCUUCGCUUCUCCAUUGAUGCCGCCAUAUGGCAAAAUUAUGUGGAGCUGCUCAUGGAGCACUCCGGCUCAGGCGUCGAGGUCCUUCCCGUGCUUGAGAGGGGCACCCGCCACUGUCCUUGGUCUGGGGAGCUUUGGUCGCACCGCUUACUCACUCUCGAAGCAGAAGGCAGGUCUUUCGACGAGAUGGAGAGUGUCAAGCACAGCGCCACCGAGACCGGCUUGCUGGAUGUCGGCGGUCUGGAAGAGCUUCUCAAGGUCUACAUCGCGUGGUGUGGCUUCCUCCGCCGCAAGGCCUUCGAUGCUCGUUCCUCCGAGGAUGACGUCGACAUUGCCGAAGUUGGCAUCCGAUCUGCCCUGGAACACGUCAAAGAGAUUGGCGAGAAGAGAUACGGAAAGGAAUUCCAGGGUGAUCCGCAGUAUCGCCUGGAGAGGAUCAACAUCAAGUUCAUCACCCAAAGCGGCAAUCCUGAGGCAGCCCGCGACUGCUGGAGAGCCCUCGUUCCCCGCCUGGAGAACAGCUAUGAUUUCUGGUACCGCUACUACAUUUGGGAAAUGGUCGUCUGGUCAAAAUGGUGCAUGCGGGACAAGGACAACAACCAACCGCUGGAGUCACCCCGGGAAGCUACUAACAUGCUUCGCCAGGGUCUUUCAAAGGUCGUUACAAUGGAUUGGCCAGAGGCACUCAUCGACAUGUUCAUCAACCACUGUGAGCAGAACGAGAACGUUCAAGAGUACCGCGUCGCUAUCUUCGAGUCGAAGAAAGCAAGAGCGGAAGUAGUGGCCAGACGACAGAGAGAAGCUGCUGAAGCUGCAGCAGCUUACCCACAGCAGUUACUCGCUACCACCGAGGCCCCUGCGGAGGCUUACGAGGAUCCUGCAGCGAACGGGAAGCGAAAGCGGAACUUUGAGGCUGUUGCCGAGGAGACGGCCACGAAGAAGAGCAGGCAAGCGGAGGAGGCAAGCGUAGAGCCGAUGGAACUCGAGGCGUCUUCGUCAGCAGCGGCUCAGUUGAAACGCGACAGGGAGCACACGACUGUCAUUGUCAGGAACAUCCCGUCUUCUGCUACCCAAACAAGAGUCCGCCAGUUCUUCAACGGCUGCGGUAUUAUUAACAGCAUCAGCCUUAUCCCCGACGCCAAUGGUUCCACGCAAGCAGCCACGGUUGAAUUCGAGACGCAGGAAGAUGCGCAGUUCGCGGUCUCCCGCAACGGAAAGCCUCUCGAAGGCGAAAGCGUUCAGAUCUCCCUUGGGACUGGCAGCACAUUGUGGGUCACUAACUAUCCUCCCGAGGCCGAUGAGGUGUAUAUCCGAAAGCUUUUCAAGGAACACGGUGAGAUUGUCUCGGUGCGCUUUCCGUCAUUAAAGUACAACACCCAUCGUCGCUUCUGUUACGUCACAUUUGCCAGCGCCGAGCAAGCGGAAGGAGCAUCGAAGGCUCUGAACGGCAGGCCGCUGGGAAAGAGUCUCAAACUUCGAGCACUCAUUUCGGAUCCUGCUCACAAACAAGAGCGCCACGGAGCUCUAUAUGAAGGCCGGGAGAUCUUUGUUGGAAACAUCGAGCAUGGUGCAACGGACCAAGAAGUGCAGGAUCUUCUAUCAGCAUUGGAAGGUUUCGUCAACGUGCGUAUCCCGAGGAACAUUGGUGGAAAGAUGAAAGGAGUUGCUUUCGUGGAAUUUGAUACACCCGAAAACGCGAAGAAGGCUGCCGACAUCCUGGAUGCGAAGGACUUCAAGCAGCGUAUCCUCCGCGCUACCAUUUCGGAGCCGAAGGGCAACAAACGCCUGGCCACUACCGUCAUCAGCCAACCCUCGGCCUCCCCUGAACCCGGCUCUGCUCCUGGAGAUGCUUCUGCCGAGACAAAUGGAACGGCGUCAGCCGCGAACGACCGCCGUGAGCGCACCAUCGCCCUCAUGAACAUCCCGGACACCGUCAACGAUGCACGCAUCCGCUCUAUCGUUGAGUCUCACGGAGCAUUGAAGAAGAUCAUUCUCAUGCCGCAGCACCAGGGCGCCAUCAUCGAGUUCGCUCACGUCUCAGACGUGGGGAAGGCCAGCCUGGCGCUCGAGGGCUACGAGAUCGAACCCGGACGGAAAAUCCACGUCGACACGGUGGCAGAGAUGAAGAAGACAAGGGCCGAGAAGAAGGUCGACCGCAUAGGCGGCGGCGGCCCAUCGGGCAAGAAGAAGGACGAGAAGAAGGAAGGUUCGAAGCCUGCACUCAUGCAGCCAGCUCCGCGGGUCAGCCGGCCAGGCUUGCAGGGUGCUCGGAGAGGCGGGAAGGGUGGACUCGGGAUCAAACGGGCCACGGGCCCCUCGGCAUCAGCCGCUGGCAAGGAUGUCGAGAUGCCGGAGACGGGGGCGGAAGCUUCGGGCAGCAAGAGUAAUGCGGAGUUCAAGGCCAUGUUCUUGGCGUCGAGGGAGAAAGGAAAGGACAAGGACGGAGAGGGGAAGGACGAAGGUGGUGGCGAUGGGCCGGAUGGCGGGGCGAAGGCUUGA